AUGACGGAUGGAUUUGAAAUGAGCAUGGUAGGUGAUUUAACCUAUUUUCUAGGUCUGCAAGUCAAACAGUCAGAAGAUGGAACAUUUAUUUCUCAAAGUAAAUAUGCAAAAAAUCUGGUCAAGAAAUUUGCGAUGGAGUCUGCUAAACAUGCUAAAACACCAAUGGGAACCACAGUCAAACUAACCAAGUAUGAAAAUGGUGUUAAAGUAGAUCAAACAUUGUACAGAAGCAUGAUUGGAAGUCUUCUGUAUCUCACAGCUAGUCGUCCUGAUAUUAGCUACAGUGUUGGGGUCUGUGCUUGA
This is a messenger RNA of Humulus lupulus (European hop), 303 nucleotides long. RefSeq lists its product as uncharacterized. Lineage: Eukaryota; Viridiplantae; Streptophyta; Magnoliopsida; Rosales; Cannabaceae. The coding region runs from base 1 to 303 and encodes 100 amino acids. The transcript has a single exon. The record is from RefSeq and is a predicted model, not a curated record.